AAUGCAGAAUAUUAUUAUAUGAUGAUUAGAGCUUAACAGUAUGAAAAACUAGUCAUUUCUUAGUUUUGGUUUUUCAAAGACAUUGUUUUUUGCAAGUUGAAAGAAGAUGGAGAAGGAACCAAGAAGGCUGGUGAAUUAUGCAACUUUACCUAUCUGUUUAGUGUUAACUGUUCUGGUUUAUGCUACGUUUUUUCAAUCUAAUGACACCUUAAUUGAUUCAUGGGGAUACAGGUUAUCAAAUUCAAGCAGUGAAAGGAUCAAUAUUGAUGCGGUUGAUCCUCAAGAAUUUCUGCUAAGAAGGCUUGUUCGAGGAGAUGAUCGAGUUCAGUUCGAUUUCAAUGGAUUUUCAUGUCACACUGAUGUUCAUUCAGAUUUAUGCGUUGCAAAUAAGCCUGUAAGGAUCUACAACAAAGGGUUGACUGUUUAUGUGCCGUAUGAUCAUCAUCAUCAACCUCAAGUCAAGAGAAUUGUUAAGCCAUACGCAAGGCAGGAAGACGAAACCGCCAUGAAACUCGUCUCACCGGUGCAGAUUCUUCAUGUGAACAGCACCAUUAAACCACCUCCAGCCUGCAAUUUCACCCACAAUGUCACUGCUGUUGUCUUCUCUUCAAAAGGGUUCACAGGCAAUGUUUUCCAUGAGUUCAAUGAGAUUAUCAUCCCUUUGUUCAUCACUGCCCGCCAUUUUAGAUCGAGACUCAAGUUUGUAAUCACAGAUUUCGAGCUUUGGUGGGUUCAAAAGUACAACAGGGUACUGUCUCACUUGUCUGGUUAUGAUGUUAUAAAUCCUGGUGAUGGGAGUGUUCAUUGUUUUCCAGGGGCUGUUAUAGGGCUUAAAUACCAUAACAAUCUAGCCCUCAACAGCUCUGAUAUUCCAGGAGGUUAUUCCAUGCUUGAUUUCAAGCAGUUCUUGAAAGAAUCAUAUAACCUGAAAACAAACCAUGUGUCCGAGAUUCGUAAGCCAGUGUUGAUGCUUAUAUCGCGACAUAAUUCAAGACGGUUUUUGAAUGAAGAUGAAAUGGUGGAGAUGAUGGAGGGAUUAGGCUUUCAAGUCACGAAGGCGGAACCCGAGAGAGUGUCGAACUUGGACGAGUUCGCCGAGGUGGUGAACUCAUGUAGUGUCAUGGUUGGAGCCCAUGGUGCCGGGCUAACAAAUGAGAUAUUCUUGCCCACUGGUGCAGUGACGGUUCAAGUGGUGCCAUUGGCACAUGAAUGGGUGUCAACCAACUACUUUGGUGAACCGGCGAAGGCGAUGGGGGUUCGGUACUUGGAGUACAAGAUUGAACCGGAGGAAAGUUCUUUGUUCGACACUUACGGAAAAGAUCAUUCUGUGAUUACUGAUCCGGAAUCUGUGAUCUCUAAGGGAUAUUAUGCAUACAGGUCUGUGUAUGUUGAUGGCCAAGAUCUAAAGAUCAAUUUAGAGAGAUUUAAGAAAACCAUUAUUGAAGCUAAGCAAAUUCUUGAAACCUCAACUCCCUUUUGAUAGAUGAAUGAAAAUUGAUCUUCUUCAAGA
Hibiscus syriacus is the source of this 1510-nucleotide messenger RNA. Its product is annotated as alpha-1,3-arabinosyltransferase XAT3-like. Gene Ontology annotation, molecular function: glycosyltransferase activity. The transcript has 3 exons. Bases 107 to 1480 code for a protein of 457 amino acids. The record is from RefSeq and is a predicted model, not a curated record. NCBI's taxonomy places the organism in Eukaryota, Viridiplantae, Streptophyta, Magnoliopsida, Malvales, Malvaceae.